Molecule: messenger RNA, 1226 nt
Organism: Hydra vulgaris (swiftwater hydra)
Lineage: Eukaryota; Metazoa; Cnidaria; Hydrozoa; Anthoathecata; Hydridae
Product: transcriptional regulator Myc-A
Biological process (GO): regulation of transcription by RNA polymerase II
Molecular function (GO): RNA polymerase II cis-regulatory region sequence-specific DNA binding; protein dimerization activity; DNA-binding transcription factor activity, RNA polymerase II-specific
Source: RefSeq, a predicted model, not a curated record
AUUAAAGUUAACUUGAAACCCAACAAAGUAAAUGAUGCAUGAACAAUUACUCGAUUUAAACUCUUUUCAAACAUUUUUAAACCGACAUCAAUCAGAUCCAACAUUUUAUGAUAACUUUUUUAACUACGCAACAUCAACAGAUACGUGGAAAACAAAUAACAGACUUUCAGGAUUGCCCACUCCACCGUCUACUCCAGGAAACAAUGAUUGUAGAUUUAGUUUAUUUGUUGAUAAUACGCCUCAAGUCCAAUUUGGCGAUGGAUCAUUUACCAUACCUUAUCAAAACGACGAAUUCCCUGACUUUAUUCUUUCACCAAUUUCAUCGCCUGAGGAAAAGACGUUUCAAAAUACACAAUAUAUGGAAGAAAAAUUUACUAAGUACCACAAAGAUUUUUCUAAAUCUCAUGCAGUCUUAUUUGGGCGGAAUAGCCAGAACGAAAAUCUUUCAAACGAACCUAAUUUAAAUGCUUUCAAUCAGUAUUAUUGUCAAAAAAACUUACAGUACAGAAAACUGUCUCACAAUGUGUCCCAAGACAACACACAACAUGAUACACAGAAUAUGCCUUGUGUUCAUUAUUUAUAUAAUCAAGGUUUGCAGUGCCAAUCCACAGUUAACCAUUCCCCAAAAAACAGCUGCUCAGGUAAUAGUUAUUCAAAAUCAAACCUAUCUAAUAACCUAUGUUAUGGUUAUCGUGAUGAAUGUCAGCCUUAUGUAACUGGGAAUCAUUCAUUAAAUCAAGAAAUUUUUGAAGCAUUAUUUACAAACGGAUCUGCAUCUGAAAUGACUGUUAACGCAAUUGAUACAACCACUGCUGCUACCAUGAAUAAAAACUAUUUCAACAAAAACUUACAUCGACGUUCACAAACUCAAUAUUUUCGCCAAUUAGCAUAUGAAAAAAUUCGCAUGAAUCAACAACAAAAAUUAAACAGCCCAAUUUAUGAUGAAACCGAGCCCGAGUUAAGCAAAGCCGCGCACAAUGUUCUUGAAAGACAGAGAAGAAAUGAACUCAAGUUGCGGUUUAAUUUUUUAAGAGACGAAAUACCAGAUUUAGCAAUGAACGAUAAAGCGCCAAAGAUACAAAUUCUAAAAAGAGGCCAAGAGAUGCUGAAGGAUUUAAAAGCACAAGAACAAAAACUAAUUGCUGACCAUGAACUAGAAAAGCAACGCCAAAUAAUUUUAUUAAAUCGAAUAAAAUAUUUGCAGUCGGGAUUAAUUUAAAAUUUGU